Molecule: messenger RNA, 2567 nt
Organism: Xyrauchen texanus (razorback sucker)
Lineage: Eukaryota; Metazoa; Chordata; Actinopteri; Cypriniformes; Catostomidae
Exons: 19
Coding region: 123-2567 (814 amino acids)
Source: RefSeq, a predicted model, not a curated record
AUCCAUGCAAGGCCAAAUGUAAGAGCAAGAACAUUGACUCAGUGCGGUGGAGAAAGAGGGACCAGUUGGGACGAUUGACUAUUGAGAAUCGAACUCCCUCAAGAGUCACAUCUGAAUGUCGAAUGAGGUCGACACGACCUCAAUAUGAAAAUUCAUCAGAAGACAUUGCUGAAACAACAGAUGGCACUUCACCUCGACGGUUUGAGGAGACACUUCAAUUGAUUGACAAAAAUAUUCAAGAACUCAAGGAGAGCUUAGACAGCCCAGACAUUUAUCCAUCAGAAACUUCCAACAUACGGACCUGGGGUUUGCGGCAUGAACUAUGUGACGAAAAGUGGCAAAAAUCAAGACCACAUCUUUUACAAGCCAUGUUAACAAGCGGAAGGACACCUCAACAAGCUUGCCAACAGUGUAAUGUGGAAGAGGCUGUAAUUCGAUGCAGAGACUGCCUCCCCAAAGAACUGUAUUGCAGUAACUGUGAUGUGUCAGUGCAUCACCAGUAUGUUCUACACAACAGGGAGUCAUUUGUGGGAGGCUUUUACAAAGCCAUGUCACCGAAAUGCAUCGUUACAAAAGACAGCAGUGGUGAACAUGUAGUGAGUGAGCAAGAUUGUCUCCUACCGAUCGCUUUGCCCAAAAAGAUUUGCUGUUGUGGUGCUGAGGAUGUUUCGGUGAAUGCUGGUCGUGCCGUUAUCUUCAUAAAUAUUAAUGGUCGCUAUGAUCUCUCUCUUCCUUUGGUAACCUGUAAGUCUUGCCUAAAAUCGUGGACACCUGAGGUCAAAGACCUUAUAUUAAAUGGGUACUGGCCUGGAACCAUUGAGUUUCAGACGAUUUACACUGUCGACCUGUUUAAUACCUUUGAAGACUUUAAAGUCACGGCACCUGGCCUAUCCAGACAGGCCUUUGUGAGAAUGCUGCUGAGCCGCUCAAUGCGUUCUGGCAGAGUUGGUACAAUAUCAGUGGACUGUUUUCAGCGCAGUUUUCUGGAAUGGACGUACUGUAGACAUGAGAUGGAAACACUUCUUGGAGAUGACCAUUUCUCCUGUCCAGCUUGCAGUCAGGAUAUGGUGGCAGUGUCUCUUGAUGGGAACAGGAAAAUGUACAGGUUUAAUCGCAACGGGAUAAAUGAAAAUCCAUAUUUUGACGGAACCUUCUUUGCCAAAAAUGAAGAGGUUGCAGAGUUUUUGCAAACUAUUAGAGACAAAAUCAAACCUUCACCAGGCCGACCCAUUUGUGGAAACUCGCACUUUAAAGCUGGCAGUGAGUCUAACAAGAAGUCUCAAUCCAAACUUGAUGAAGAGGGUGUGAUGAUUUCAGUCUGUAGACACUGCAUUCUUUUGAAUGGACUACAGAUGUACCGUGGAGAAGUGUUUGCAUACCCUCUUUAUCUUCAAAAAGAGCUUGGCAAGACACGAAAGAUUGAGUUUGUCUGCACUGAUGUAAUGUGCAAAUAUUACCCAUACUUAAAAAGAGUGUGUGAGGCCUUUCCUGAUCUAGAGUAUCUUUUGCAAAUGCGACCAUUCUUAUCGGUUAUGCAUGCAAAAGGUCAUUCAACCAAAUGUGAGGUGGAGUGGGGUGGCCGCAACCAAGAGGGAGCUGGUUUGACUGUUGGGGAGGAAGUGGAAGCAGUCAAUUCAUUUAUGUCACGUGCUGCAUUGACAACAAAAUAUAUGACCAAAUCUGCACGCACAGAUAUGAUCACUAUCCAUGUUCGUGGAUGGAACCUAAGGAAAAAGUUAAAUCUUCACAAUUAUCUUGCUCAAAGAUAUGUUAAGACAUUACAGAGAACAGCUGAGGUGGCAGGGGAGAUUGAGAUGACCAAAUCCCACCUGAACAAAACAAGUGAAGAUCUUCAGCAGUGGGUCACAGAUGUUCAAUUGUGGGCAGCAUCAACUCCUAGUACCAUCAGUUCGCAUGAUCCACUGGGGCUGCAGCGUCUAAUGGAAGGCUUGGUCCUUAAAAUCCACCAAAAGAAAAUGGAGUUGUACAGAGAGACAGACAGCAACAAAGACAGGCAACGCAAGCGAUCUGCCAUUGCUAAAGAGAAGAGCAAACUAGAAGAGGCCAUAACAUCAUACAAUGCUCUGGUCUCAAAUGCAGAGGCUGUGGAUCCAGCAGACACCCUUUUAGCACAAGACUUUUCAAUUUGGCCUUGGGAAACAGAAUCCACUGUGCCCUUGAGACAAAAGAAGAUUGUGUUUGACAAGAUAAUGCUGUUGUCUCGUUUAAAAGAAGAAAAGACUAUUCUCAUUAAAGAGAUGAAACAACACUGGGAGUUACUGGCUGGUGUCUCCAAGACAUUAGGUGAUGAUAUAAAGUUGGUCAGAGGUGACUUGAAAGAAGGGAUCUGUCCUACUAACAUGUCUGUGGAGGCAUACGAGGGACUGUGCUGCAUUAUGUUGGCAAGAUUGAGUGACGUACAACAUCAAAUGAGUGAGGUGAAGUCAAAAUAUAGGCAGAUUGUGGUGGAUCCAAGUGUUCUCUCAAUUGAUGAGGAAGAUGGAGAAGCAGUUUGUGAGGAAUUUCCUUAUCUCCAUGAUGACAGUGAUUCAUCCGAUGAAGACUGA